AAUGGGAAUGGAUCUUACUUAGAGUUUCCGGAGCGGGAACCAAGUUGUUGUUGUUGAGCUUGGCUAUCAUGGACGUGGAGAUGGCGGUACCGCCGAGCGAGGAGAGAACCGUGGAAGGUGCACCCACGCCGGACACGGAGGCCGGGGAGGGGAGCAGCCCGAGCUCCGGCUCCUACGACCUGCCCUGGGUAGAGAAAUACAGGCCGUUGAAGCUGAACGAGAUCGUGGGCAACGAGGACACGGUCAGCCGCCUGGCGGUGUUCGCCCGGGAGGGAAACGUCCCGAACAUCAUCAUUGCAGGUCCGCCUGGAACUGGAAAAACCACCAGUAUCCUGUGUUUGGCUCGAGCGCUGCUUGGCGCCUCCAUGAAGGACGCCGUGCUGGAACUGAAUGCCUCUAAUGACAGGGGCAUCGACGUGGUGAGGAACAAAAUCAAAAUGUUUGCCCAGCAAAAGGUGACGCUACCCAAAGGACGACACAAGAUCAUCAUCCUGGAUGAAGCUGACAGUAUGACGGACGGCGCGCAGCAGGCACUGAGGCGCAUCAUGGAGAUCUACUCCAAGACGACCCGUUUCGCCCUGGCCUGCAACGCCUCCGACAAGAUUAUCGAAGCCAUCCAGUCGCGCUGCGCCGUUCUGCGCUACUCCAAACUGAGCGAUGGCCAAAUCCUGGCGCGGCUGCAGGACGUGGUGGCGAGGGAGCGGCUGUCUGUGUCCGACGACGGCCUGGAGGCCAUCAUCUUUACCGCGCAGGGGGACAUGCGACAGGCGCUGAACAACCUGCAGUCCACCAACUCGGGCUUCGGCUACAUCAACAGCGAGAACGUGUUCAAGGUGUGCGACGAGCCGCACCCCCUGCUCGUGAAAGGCAUGCUGGGACACUGCGUGGACGGGAACGUGGAUGAGGCCUACAAGGUGGUGGAGCAGCUGUGGGCGCUGGGCUAUUCGCCGGAAGACAUCAUCGGCAACAUCUUCCGAGUAUGCAAGACCUACCAGAUGGCAGAGUACCUCAAACUGGAGUUCAUCAAGGAGAUUGGCUACACGCACAUGCGCAUCAUCGAGGGCGUCAACUCGCUACUGCAGUUGGCAGGACUGGUGGCUCGUCUUUGCAGUAAGACGGCGCCCCCUACCGCCAGCUAGCCGCGCCGAGCACAUCGGCCGGCCUAUCUGGAAUCGCUCGUUUGACCUGAACUCAAUGUACAUGAUUUUGCAGACUUUUAGCAAUAAAACGCACCUUCUAUGCCAAUAAAUCAGCGUUUGGUUAACUUUGUGUUGUUGAGGCACAAGCAACUUGAGUUUCUGCUCACGUCCACUUUUACUAUUUAUUUCGUUCAAAUACCAAAGUACAAAUCUAAAUUUUGUAACCAACCACAAAGACAGGUAAAGAAAAUCUUUGCGGAGCCCCUUUAGUUUGGCGGCGUGCAAUGACUUUCUUUUUUUUCCCGGUAAAAUAUUUAGAUAGACUCAAUAAAAGGUUGGGAAAACAAUAUAAACCAAUCCACACAUCACCAGUUUGUCCACCGUCACUCACACACACGAACUUGUGAGCCUCGUCUGCCAAAAUCCUUUUUCACGUCAACGGCUGAGAUGCGAGACGGCGCCGCACUGGACCGUUUUCAUACCAAAAAGUCCACAAGCAGCAGGCAAAUAAGGCCGAAACAUAUCAAAAGCAGGGG
This is a messenger RNA of Hippocampus zosterae (dwarf seahorse), 1675 nucleotides long. RefSeq names its product replication factor C (activator 1) 2 (gene rfc2). Gene Ontology annotation, cellular component: nucleus; DNA replication factor C complex. The transcript has 6 exons. The coding region runs from base 69 to 1139 and encodes 356 amino acids. The record is from RefSeq and is a predicted model, not a curated record. Gene Ontology annotation, biological process: DNA repair; DNA-templated DNA replication. Lineage: Eukaryota; Metazoa; Chordata; Actinopteri; Syngnathiformes; Syngnathidae. Gene Ontology annotation, molecular function: DNA binding; ATP binding; ATP hydrolysis activity.